AUGUAUAACCCUUUGAUCUAUUGUUAUCCGGGAGCUGGAAAAGAUGCUGUGUGGUUAAGCUAUUGGCCCAUUGGGAACAUAUUAGACGCUGGUGAUGAAAUCAAUGUGUCCAUCGUUGUGGGGGAUGGAUUUAUGGUAAGCAGCUGUGGUGUGAGCCUUGAUUUCAUAGAUGAUGGUGAAGAAGAGCUAGAAUACUACAAAAAUUACAAGAAAGAGGAAGAAGUUAUUGGAGGAGAUCUAUCUGAAUUUGAGCUCACUACAGGAGCCUACUAUCUUUGUCGUCGCGAUUUCUUCAAGACAACCACCCCUGAUUGGUUAAGGAUGCUAGUUGGUGAUACCAUUCCCCAUAAAGGUAAGUUCCCCUUUGAGCUGAUGCUUUUUAUUAAGAUUAAGCUGCAAAUACUGAUACAAUCUUACAUCACACUAUCAUAG
Molecule: messenger RNA, 432 nt
Organism: Lactuca virosa
Lineage: Eukaryota; Viridiplantae; Streptophyta; Magnoliopsida; Asterales; Asteraceae
Source: the annotation of a GenBank genome assembly